GGUUAUAGUUCCUUCCGUCAAAUACGGAAAAGAUGCAGUCGCCAUUUUACAUCGUCGAUUUUUACGUCGUGUGUGUGCACUGCAGUUACUUUGCGAGUUGAAUUCUUACUACGUGGGCGUAAAACAUUUAGUGGCAUAUUUUUAUUAAUUUUUAAUUGGUAAAAGUUGAUAAGAGAAUAUGGGACGCAAAAAGAAGAAGCAAUCAAGACCGUGGUGCUGGUAUUGUAAUAGAGAAUUUGAAGAUGAAAAGAUUCUUAUACAACACCAGAAAGCAAAACAUUUCAAAUGCCACAUAUGUCAUAAGAAGCUUUAUACGGGACCAGGACUUAGUAUACAUUGUAUGCAGGUACAUAAAGAAGCGAUAGACAAGGUACCUAAUUCUUUGCCGAAUCGAAGCAAUAUUGAAAUAGAAAUUUAUGGUAUGGAAGGCAUACCACCAAACGAUGCAAAAGAACAUGAAAGACAGAGGAAUGGAGGUAGACCUGGUUCACCAAGUUCUGGUGAAGAUGAACCAGUUCGAAAAAAAGCAAAACCAGAAGGUUUAUUAGGUUCUGCACCAGGAGCAAUGCCUACAGGUUCCAACAUGAUGCCAGGUGUAAUGCCAGGUAUGGCAGCUCAUCCUGGUAUGCCACCAAUGGGAUCGUUCCCACCACCCAUGCAUCAUAUGAUGGGACCUAUGGGUCCUGUAGGUCCACCUUUCAUGGGUCCUGGUAUGAUGCCUGGAAUGCCGGGUAUGCCUCCAGGUAUACAACCACCAGUAUCUGGUGCAUCCAUACCACCAACACGACCAUUAUUUCCAAGUGCUGCAGCUGUUUCAACAACUGCGUCUACAUCUGUGACUUCUCCUUUGGGUACAGAUUUUAAACCAAUUACGUCAGUGGCUGGUGGAUCUAUAGGACCUGUGAAGCCAACAUUCCCUGCAUAUAGUAAUACAGAUAAUAGUACCACUACUAACAAUAAUAUUGGUAGUGAUCAAAAAGUAAAUCUUAUAGCCACUACUAGUGCUGCCAUUAAAAUUAUUCAUCCGCCAGAAGAUCUCAGCCUAGAGGAAAUUAGAGCAAGACUUCCAAAAUACCAGCGGCGACAAACGCAAGAAACUCGAACUGUGCAAACUGCUGAUGCCAAUCAGCAAGCUGCUGCAUUACAACAGCAGCAGCAACAGCAACAACAGCAGCAACAGCAACAACAAGCUGCUGUUGCUAAUGCAGCUGCUGCAUUUCAGGAUCAGCAACAGCGACAACAAGCGGCAUUAAAUGCACUUCAGCAGCAACAGCAGAGAUUUCAGCGACCUCCACAAGCAGUAAUGGUUCCUGCAUCUGCAGCAAUGCCUGUUAGUUCCGUUGCACUGAUGGCACCGCUUAUGCGGCCCACUAUGACCCUAGCUGCACCUGCUCUGAUUCAUGGAGGUAACAUGAUGCGACCGCCCCCCAUGGGCCUACCACCAGGGCGCCCAGUCACUCCUUGGUGAGUGUUGAACGAACCCAGUCUGGUUACUAAAACCGUGUAUUAUACAAACGCAACAAGGUGGGUCGAGCGGCCAACGAUAUUGCAUCUGUUCUGAUUCCUUCAACGCCGGACAGCAACACUUUAAUUUUGGACACACGACUAUUUGGACGUGAAAUGCCUCUUCUUGAAACUAGUGUACUCGGUAUCAGAAGCACGAUCACACUAGAUUUAUGGUUAAAAGCAGGCAUAUGUGUAUAAUAUACAUACAUAUACAUAUGCCUGCUUUUCAACUACGAUAGAGAAAUACGCGUUAUAUAUAUACAUAUAUAUUCAUCGAUCGGUAAAAGCAAUGUGAAAUUAAUUCGAUUUUCGGCCGCUCGGCUGGUUCAUCGUACAUACAAUUUUUUUUUCUUUUCUGUUCCACUAGCUUCAUUAUUCACUAUCUCGACUUAACCAUAUUCUUCUUAGGACUCACUUGCCAUUAUCUCGCCAACCGUGUUUUAUCAUCCUACCUUCUCAUGUUUAUAUAUGAAAUCCUGGUGUUGUGAUAUAGUAGUGAAAAAACCGCUUUUUGGGCACGGUACUGACAGUCGUUCGAAGUUGUUAUUCUAAGUAAAAGAUAAGGAAAACAAGAAAGGGGGAAAAAGCAGAAAAAACAAAAAGCUGAUGCAUAAUUUUGAUGAUAAUAACUAUUCCUUCCUUCUUUAUAUUUCUUCAAGGGCUUCAAAUUUUUUUAGUUUCAGAUUAAAAGUAAAAUAUGAAUUGCUACUUCGAUGGUUCUAUAUUAUUUAUUAUUAUAUCAGCAUUGUUGAUAUCAACAAAUUUGUUCUUCUAUAUCGUUUUUCACAAAAACUUCUCUUACCUUUUUAAACAAAUUUUUUAGAUGAAAUAUAUAUGAAGUAUAUUACAACAAAAAAAGACGAAGGAAGGGAUCAUUUGUUAUUGUCACUGUUUUUCUUGUUGUUGCGUGUAUUAUAAUAGAAAAGAGACACAACAAGAACGAACGUAAUGUAUCUCCCUCACACCAUAGCCUACCUUUUGUGUCACACAGAUGAUCUUAGAUAUUCGAAGUCAAGUUACAGUAAGUAAAUAAUUUCACGUUAUCCAAUAUAUACAAAAGUAUAACUCGUACAUAAACCUAAAUGCAGCUGUUUCUUAUACGUAUAUCAAAUGAUAGACGAUGAUGAGACAGUCUAAUUUAAUUGACGAAUAAGGGGAUUUCAAUUUUUUCGGAGUUAUAUCACGUAAGAGUGAAUACUGUUGAUUAGAAUGAAAUUAUAAGCAAAACAAAUUUCUGAAAAAUAUAAAUUUGAAUUUGAAUAAUACAAAAAGACUUAUUAUGUACAGGGUGUCUACGAAAUAUACAAAAAAAUGUAAGAACGUUUUUUUAUUGUUCCUUUUUCGUAGAUUAUGAUGUAUAUAAUAAAUUUUUCGUUUAAAGUUCUCAAGGUUAUUUGGAGCUCGUUUUGCAUUUUUUAAAUGGACCGCCAUAUGCCAUACGAUAAAAGAGCAAAAGUCAAAUUCAAAACGCUUUCAUGUGGUUUUGAAUCAAUGGAAAGUCACAAUGGAGAUGAUAUUGUAGAAACGGACAAGUUUGACUUUUUAUUUACUUUGUUUCUGCGCAAGAAUAACUAUUUGUUGUGACAUAUUUGCACACGCACCCGUAAUUCGACGCUUCAUAUUUUUCAUGUAUCCACAAUAUAUUCUCACAAAAAAAUCUAAGGUAUUAAGCCCGGUCAUCUCGCAGGCCAAUUAUUGUGUUCUAUUACAUCCAGUCCACAGCUUGGGAACUUGUGUAGCUAGAUUCAUAAUUUUAAAGCGAUGCGAAUGUAACGAAUGUUGUCACAACAGAUUGGAAAUUAUUGUAAAAAUUUUUGGACCAGUUUAUAGUUACUUCGCUUUCGCUUAAAGUAAAUGAUUUUCCACGUGUUAGAAUAAAUGUAUCCAACAUAAAUAGUUGCUUUUCGUUUUCAAACAUAAUACUGCUGUAUUUAAUAAGUGAUGUGCAAAUUUUGAACGUACAAUGCAAACAAAGGGAGUGAAAGAUGAAAAAAAACUCUAUCCUUGUCUGUUCCAACAUUUUUUCUAUUACGACCUUACAUUCAUUCAAGAUCAUUUGAAAGUAGCGUUUUGAAUUCAUUGUGUUUUACUCUUUUAUCAUAUGAAAACAGAAGUAUGACAUCCCAUUUAAAAAAUGCAAAAUGUCCUUAAAAUAAUUUUGGAAAUUUUAAACGAAAACUUGUUUAUUUAAAUCGUCAUAACCCAUGUGAAAAACAAUACAAAAAAUUUACAUCUUUUCAUGUCAUCUACCGUUUGGCUGUUAUUUCAAAUGGCAGAGAUUUGUAGUCACCCUAUAUAUAUAUAUAAAAUAUACAAAGUAAAAUAUACAACAUGCAUUCACAUUAUUACAAUUCUUUGAAAUUAAUAAAAGUUAUACUUAAAAUUACUGUAGAAAAGAAAAAUUAUCGUUUAAUAUCUAUUUUAUCAUCCUGUAUUUAUUCGUAGAUGCUUUUUUAUCAUAUCUAGUGGCUGAAAGUUCGGCUGGCAGCCGAGCGAUUCGCUUAAAUUAUGAAAACUGUAAUCGUCAAGUGAAACUUCUCGUUUAUGGUGUGAGGUUUUACGUGGUAUCACUUUUAGGAUUUUGUUGUGACUUGUAUUGCAUAUGCGGCACAUUGCAUGCUGAGCUCGAUUCCUCAUAUAGUUUGACCAUUUGCAUUGAUAAAAUGUUAGAUAGACGUAGGUGUGCUGCAAAUAAUAAACCCUUCUGGGUAUAUAAUGUAGUUCUAGAAAACUUGAGACUAUAUGAUUUGAUCAUUUUGCAAAAGAGUACGUAUCGGACAAAUACAAGUUAAUUCAAGGACAAUACCACUUGGUAUUUUAAACUCUCUUUCUGUUUGUUUUACCUUGGGUUCUAUUUUGAAAAUUUGUCUAACAAUUUAACCUAAAUUUGAAUUUAUCGUCGAAAUCUUUUGAUUUAUUAAGAAAUUUGUUUGCGAAUGUUGUGCGACGAAGUGCUAUCGACCGGCUGUCAGACAACUUUCCGUCCAGAAGGAUAACAAUUCUUCUAGAUUAAUUCAAAAUGCAUUGAAAGAAAUAAGAUUAGAACGUAUCUUAAUUAAUAUAUAUAUAUAUAUAAUUUUUAUUGAAAAAAGAUAACGUUAAUAAAUCGAUGGUUAAAUUUGAAAGUAUCUUUUACAAAUUUCGUAACUAUCUUGCGAGAUAUACUUUUCUACCGAAUGACGAGGCGCGAUCUCUAAAAAGAAAUCUCUAGAAAUAAAUAUAAAAUUUUAACCGAAUUUGAGAAAGAAGAUGGAGUAUAAAGAGAGGAGAAGAAUGUGUGCGUUCGUAACAUACGCGCAUGCGCGUGCGCUUACGCAUAGAUACACAGACUCACAUGUAAUUUCAUUUUAUUUAUAUUUGACGAGUAUUCUCCCAACGUAAGUAUCAUAAGAAGAUUUUUACAGAUUGUUGAAAACCUGUGAUAUAAGAGAUGUAAAAAAAAAAGGAAUGGCAGAGAGAAAUGAUAGAAUUAUCAGGGAUAUAUGAAAUUGACGAUGAAAUUAUCGUUUACAGGAAUGAUCGGAGCUUUGCCGCCAGGAGCGAUGCAUCCGGCAUUCGCAGCUCCAAUGGGGUUUCCUGGUGCACCAAUGUUAGCUCCGAUGAUGCAUCCACGCUUCAGAUGAUCACCUCCUAUGGACGGGCCCACUCCGCCAUUGCACUUCGUGCUCUGGGCCCGCCCCUAAAUUUUAUUAGGGUCCGGACCUGACUGAGAAGAAGAGACAAGCACGCGUAAAACACGUUAGCUCACGUGGGCACACUUCGUUGAUCGGCCGCGGCUGCACUUGACGCAUCCCCUCCUACGAAGUUUACACGAAAGAAACGGAAAUCGGGCACGUAAACGUAUUACGAAAGUGUGGCGAAGACGGUGCAAGAGGAGGCUGCAAACUAAAGCCAUGGGGGAGAUAUUUUCUCCUUACUGUAUGUUGACGAUAAUAGAGAUUAUGAAUUAUUGUACAAAGUUAAUUGUAAUUCAGUUGGUUUAACUGUGAAAAUACGAAUUCGUCUAAAUCACUUUUUUCACUUCCUAAAGGUUCAUCACCUCAGUAGGCACCCUGUUUGUCUAUUCUUUCUCUCGACUUCUAUCAUUACUUCGAGAAAAAUUAUGAAACAGCAUACCGCGCCGUACAACACGUGUACGUACCUAAAACAACUACGCAUCGUUAUGAAUAUACUUCAUUUUCAGGGGUUGUCUUUCCGAAUCGUGUCUUUCCGCUCUGCUGUCGUUUCAUCGGAAUCAGAGGUGAUCUACCGUGUCUACUUUUAACAGGCCGAUAGAAUUCAGUGCUGCGGAAACACUCCCAGCCUCGAAAAUCGUUUCACGUCUCUCGAGGCUGUUCAACUACGGCCAGACAUUGUUUCUUUUAUUUCGUUUUGAUUGUGAGAUUCGGCAGGACAAUCUGACGACAGAAUUGGACAUGUAGAAGUUCUGUUAUUUAUUGAGUGUCACAUUAUCAACUUGUUCCGAAUAAAGACGUUCUGUGGAAA
Molecule: messenger RNA, 5991 nt
Organism: Bombus huntii
Lineage: Eukaryota; Metazoa; Arthropoda; Insecta; Hymenoptera; Apidae
Gene: BuGZ
Product: BUB3-interacting and GLEBS motif-containing protein ZNF207
Exons: 8
Coding region: 179-1468 (429 amino acids)
Cellular component (GO): nucleus
Molecular function (GO): DNA binding
Source: RefSeq, a predicted model, not a curated record